AUGCUUCAGAGCCUUGCGCCACCUCCGGUAGAAGCCCCGUCGGUUCCGAUCUGUGAUCCCCCAAGGACCCCCCAAGAGCCGGCCAAACCGACUGAAAGCAGUACCACCGCCAGUAUUAAUGGUACUAGCGCCACUGUCAAGUCAGUAUCAACGGGCACGCAGUCGCAGAGUCGGGAUAAGCUACUCUGUCUAUGGAAGGAACAUGAUAGGGCCGUAGCCCUGCUCAGCAAGCUGCAGGCCGAGAGGGAAGCUUACAGCAAGAUAUUGAUCCAAAGAAAAAAUGACUAUAACAGAUCCCUUGUUAAGCAUGCCGACUUUCCUUCCAUACCGGAGGUCCAGCAUGAGCAUAGAAUGAGGUAUGAAAAUCGGGUAAAUGAGCUGGAUGCCAGAAUAAAGAAAGCUCAAGAUGACCUCAACACGACAACCGAGUCGAUGAUCCAGAUUAUUACAAGCCUAUCCGCCACAAACAACAAGGAAAACGAAAAUGCGUCUUCCACGGAAAGCGUUAAGCAAAAGACUCUUCAGAAUCAGAAACUGGUCGAAGAGAUCAGUGCGCUAAAAACGAAGAUUCAAACCAUGAAUGACCAAUACAUGAAGGAAAAGGAUGAAAAAACGACCGAAUUUGAAAAUCGGAUAAAGCUAUUACGAGAAGAAAUCAAACAAGAGCUCCAAGUCGGCUACGAGGAUCAACUGAAGAAGGCGAGGGAAGAUAUUAAGCAAGAACUAUUGGCCGAGUUUCUCGAGGAAAUCAAAGACCUCAAACAGGAGGUUCAGGACUUGAGAGUGCAACAGCAGGAGCUCAAGAAGCAGCAAACUAGCCAGAUAGCUCAACAAAAGGCGCAGCAGAAGAGCCAGGAAGUCGACUUACAAGCCCGCUUCUCCAAGCAAGAGCAGGAGCUCAAGAAGACGAUCGAGCGGACCAUAUCGGCACACCAUAACGAUGUGGACCAGGUCUCCAAGACGGAGACGGGGGUAUCCGCCAGUAUCACAAAACUUCUUGAACAUGUGGAUGAACUCACACAGCAAUUGACCCAGCGCAACGCGGAGGAGGCUACGAAGCUCCGCGAAGAUCUUGUCUCGUUUCAAAGGGACGUCAAGACCCAGGAACAGCGGCUUGGAAACUGCGAGGCGGCUAUUGGCCGACUCGAUAUCGACAUCCUAGAGCGAGCAGCUGAAAUUCUGUCUUUCGACGUCCCGCGCUUGACGAAGCAGGUAGAGGUCUUGGAGAAGGCUGCUAAGGAUGUCGCCUCUAAGCAGGAAGAGCUUUGGAAGAGGGUCCAGGUCUACCUUAAUAACACAGCCAAUGGGCUGGCGAAGCUGCUAGACAGUGUCCAGACCACCGUCAAAGGCCAUGACACGCGCAUCAAGGCCCUGGAAGAGAAUCCUCCUGUUAGUACUUCCUCAGGUCCCGAACUGAGCGGCUUGCCCUCGACCGCCGAACUCGAAAAGAUCUCCUCCACAGUCGCCAACAUAAAGACCGAGUUUGACUCUACCAAACUGGAAGUCAGCGACCUCACCCAGAAGUACACCGGCCUAUCCGAGAAACUCGUCCAGCUCAACCAGUCCGUCACGUCCACCAAAAAGGACUGCACCGAACAGCUCGAGUUCGUCCGCCACUCGGUUACCGUUCUCGACUCCCAGUUCAACAACUUGUCUACACGCGCGCUGGCGGAGCACAUCAUCGGCCAGCUGGAGCUGCUCAACCCGGCUGGGGCCCGCGUGCUGGUGAGCGACUUUGAUGCGCUCAAGCAGAGGGUUGAUGCGGUCGAGCCGAAGGUGCAGACGUUGGAGCAGGUGUGUUGGGUGUUGCAAAAACGCGUGUUGGCUGGGCAACUGUUGGAUGGGCUUGGUGGUCACGGUGGUGGAGAGGGGGCACCGCCGGCGAAGAGGAAGAGGAUGGAUGGUCCAGAAGGUAGAAGAGGGCCGGCUGGUUUUGGGGCGGAGGGGGAUCAGGACCAGGGUAAGGGUCAGGGUCAGGGACAGAAUGGGAAUGCUGCUGCCGAGGCUGAACGUUAG
This is a messenger RNA of Thermochaetoides thermophila DSM 1495, 2016 nucleotides long. RefSeq lists its product as uncharacterized. The coding region runs from base 1 to 2016 and encodes 671 amino acids. Lineage: Eukaryota; Fungi; Ascomycota; Sordariomycetes; Sordariales; Chaetomiaceae. The record is from RefSeq and is a predicted model, not a curated record. The transcript has 3 exons.